GUUUUGCUGCGGUCACACUCGAAAAUUGUUUUGCCCCGCGCGAGGUGCUGCGUUUCGUUUCGGUUCGCAUCGAAAAAACAAAAAAAAACUCACAGCCGCCGGGAAAAUUCGCGAAAUAAUCUUGGGUUUUUUGUAAAAAAAAAUUACAAAAAUAUUACCAAUACAAUUUCCAAGUAAUGUGCGACUGAACAAUAGGCGACAACAACAAAUUGUGCCACCCCAGACAGCCAGUGUGCGAGAGCGUGAGAGGUGGUCGUGCGUCCCUCUCAAACACACACACAACAUACACCGCCGACGACGCGUACGCAACAAACGAAAAUAAAACGCAAACGAAAAGGAGAGAGAAAGAACAAAUAACGCCCACCGUAACACCCCCCGCGAAGAAGAAGCAGAUAAAGACGAAGAAGCAGCAGCAAAAGCAGACGGCAGAAUUGGAGCUUUGCGCAGAAAUCGAUUUUUUUGCCCAUUUUAAGAGAUUUUCGGUAGCCUCUCCCACUGCCGAAAAUCGUUUAUCGCCCCUGCCUGCAUGUGUGUGCGUGCGUGUGUGCCAGUGUGAAAGUGAAAAAAGAUUAAAAUUAUAUAGACCCAGGGUGCGUGGUUUUAAAUAAAAAGUAGUGAGUGAGUCAGAAAUAACAAGAAAGAAAAAUUAAUUCAGCAGCAGCUUUGGCUUUUUUAGCUGCUGGCAUUGAAGAGGCGAUCUGCCGCAGUCGACGUCGCUGCCGCCGCUCUGUUUGCCUCUCUCUCACACUCUCUCUCUCUGAAAGCGAAAUAACACCACACACAAAAAACAUAUAAUAUUAUAAUAAUAUUAACCAAAACGCCAGCAAAAGUGCCAGUUAAGAUAAAAUUAUAUACUAAAAGUAAACCGAAAAGAGAGAGCUGCCAAGCCAAAAGCGGAAAAUCAAUAAAAGGUCUCUCUCUCGCAAAAGUGGGAAAAACGUGCAAACAAGUUAAAAAGCAAACCUGCAAAAAAGCAAAAGGAAAACUCCGCGCGCGUUUACACGUGUAGUUUAUGUGUGUGCGUGUUUAACGUUUAACUGCUAAUCACAAAAACGCAAUCUGCAAAAACCGCGUAACAAAAGCUUACGUAAAGCUUGGGAAAAAACACCAAUAACAACGAAGCAUAAAUAUUUGAAAAAACAAAAGAGAUACUAAAACUAACUAUCAAACGCUGUACAACUUUAAAAGACCCCAAAAUUAAAAACGCCAGAGAAUCGAAAAAAUCACGAUAAUUUCCCAAUAAAACCCUUAACCAAAUCAACAAGGAUAAAACCCCGACACAAAGAUGACUAAAGACAGAUUAGCCGCUCUCCAUGCCGCCCAAUCCGAUGAUGAGGAGGAGACGGAGGUGGCCGUCAAUGUGGAUGGCCAUGAUUCCUACAUGGACGAUUUCUUCGCCCAGGUGGAGGAAAUCCGUGGGAUGAUCGACAAGGUGCAGGACAACGUCGAGGAGGUGAAGAAGAAGCACUCGGCCAUUCUGUCCGCCCCUCAGACGGACGAGAAAACCAAGCAGGAGCUGGAGGAUCUGAUGGCCGACAUCAAGAAGAAUGCCAAUCGAGUGCGGGGAAAGCUUAAGGGCAUCGAGCAGAAUAUCGAGCAGGAGGAGCAGCAGAACAAGUCGUCGGCGGAUCUGAGGAUCCGGAAGACACAGCACUCGACGUUGUCGCGGAAAUUCGUCGAAGUGAUGACCGAGUACAAUCGCACCCAGACCGACUACCGAGAGCGCUGCAAGGGAAGGAUACAGCGUCAGCUGGAGAUCACCGGACGGCCGACCAACGACGAUGAGCUGGAGAAGAUGCUGGAGGAGGGCAACUCGUCGGUGUUUACGCAGGGCAUCAUCAUGGAGACACAGCAGGCCAAACAGACGUUGGCGGACAUCGAGGCUCGGCACCAGGACAUCAUGAAGCUGGAGACAUCGAUCAAGGAGCUGCACGACAUGUUCAUGGACAUGGCCAUGUUGGUGGAGUCGCAGGGCGAGAUGAUCGAUCGCAUUGAGUACCAUGUGGAGCACGCUAUGGACUAUGUGCAGACGGCAACUCAGGACACCAAGAAGGCGCUCAAGUACCAGAGUAAAGCCCGACGAAAGAAGAUCAUGAUACUGAUCUGCCUCACUGUGCUGGGCAUCUUAGCGGCCUCAUAUGUUAGCAGUUAUUUCAUAAUCCAAGCAAGCAAGUAGCAUGCUCAUCAAGGCCUAUAUUCUGCAUAAUCUAUACAUAUUUUGUAGUACAAUCCAAUGCAAAAUCACAAAUUAAUAAAAAAAAAAACGUAAUGUGUAUGAGUUUUUUCAAAAUUAUUGUGAUUAAGAAACUCGGAAAAAUGCUUUCGCUUUUAAGUAGGAAAUGCAAAAUUGUAAAUGCACCAAAUGAACUUACGCGAAUUGGUGAAUUUCUGUUGAUUACACCACUUGCAAAUGUCAGACCUGCAAUAUGUGCACGUUUUUUUAAUUUUAAACUCACCUUUUGAUCUUUUGAACGUAAGAAAAAGAAAACCGAAAACUGCAACGACAACAGCAACAAUCAGCACGUUUCCACCACAACAGCAAAAACACCCAGUAAAACACCGCGGUUAGUGAAAAGAAGAGCGAGAAAAACUUGCACAAAACAAAACGAAUUUCGACGCCAACUUCGUAUUAUGUCAAUCAAUCAAACUGCAAUUUUAUUUAAACCACAAAAAUGCAAUCAAAUGCCCGAAAAAUAAUCAAAAUAAAAAAACGCGACUCCGCCCUGCCACGCCCUCGUCUUUUGGAAUUUCCAGUCCGGGCUCCAGAUUUCCAGUCAUCCAGCUUCCAGCAAAAAAAACAGCUGCAAUGCUUCAUUCCCCCGCUUUGAG
Messenger RNA from Drosophila rhopaloa, 2829 nucleotides. RefSeq names its product syntaxin-1A (gene Syx1A). Gene Ontology annotation, biological process: synaptic vesicle fusion to presynaptic active zone membrane; intracellular protein transport; exocytosis. Lineage: Eukaryota; Metazoa; Arthropoda; Insecta; Diptera; Drosophilidae. Gene Ontology annotation, molecular function: SNARE binding; SNAP receptor activity. The transcript has 2 exons. Bases 1286 to 2176 code for a protein of 296 amino acids. Gene Ontology annotation, cellular component: SNARE complex; presynaptic active zone membrane; endomembrane system. The record is from RefSeq and is a predicted model, not a curated record.